UAUGAAAGCAGGAAAAGUUAAUAAACAAAAAGUAAUCAGAGAAGAAGAAACAAACAACAGUCGUAACAACAUGGCGGCGGCUGGAGCAGGCGGGACUCUGUGUCCGUAACAGGCCGGUGUGUGAGCGUCUGUAAGCGGGGAGCGGCACGAGGCAUCCCGGCCUGCUGCGGGCUUCAUGGCUGCGGUGACGGCGCCGCGCGCACAGUCAUGAUGGAUCCAUGCGGGCUGUGGGAGCAGAGCGGCCGGAUCCCAGCUGUGGGAGGCGGCAGGUCCGCGGAGACCUGGAGGGGCCACAUCGUCCAACAGCUGAAGAACCGAGACCUGAGGCAGAGCGCCAUGUUCCAGGACCUGAUCCGGUUCUACACUCAGCUGCUGGAGAAAACCAGUCUGACCAAAGGGAUCCUGAACCUCUCCAGCAGACGUCCCUCUGCUGAGGACAGCCGCUCCGUUUCAUCUUUGCUUCAGCAGAAGAGCCGGCUAAAGAAGACAAGUGGAGAGCUGGCCUAUCAGGUGGUGGAGCUGCAGCAUCAGAUUAAGAUCAAAGAAUGUCGUCUGCAGGAGCAGCAAGACAGGCUGCAGGAGGAGGAACGUCGGUGGGCAGAUGUGUUUGAUGCUCAUCGGGCGCUGCAGGAACGGGUGGAUCAGGUUCAUGAGGCGAACAGGCUGCUGAAGAAAAAGUAUGAUGAGCUGCUGGCGCAGCAGAGGGAGGCGGAGUCAAGACUCAGGACGGAGAAGGUGCGGGAGGAGGGCCUGCUGGGGCACGUGAUGGGCUUGAAGAAGCAGGCCGCAGCCCGCAUGAACAGCAGAAACGAGCGUCGGUCGAGAGCUCGUGAAGCAACGCUGCAGAAGCAGCUGCAGACGGCGGUCAGGUCAAUGGUCAGCCUGGACAGUUCUUCCAGCGCCCCGACGUCCAGGUCCACGUCUCCGAAGAACGAAUGCCAGGACGAGGACUCCCAGCAAGGACACGCCCGUCUGUUCAGGUCGGCCUCGGUGACGUCUCCGAGGAUCUUCACCUCCAUCAGGCAUCUGUUCGACAGGAAGAGGCGUGGCCACUCGGUCUGUAGCUACCAGGAGGACCUGCCGUGUCCUGUAGGAAUCUGUGUGUCCGCCAGAGUUCCUGCCAGAGCCCUACAAGUCCUGGAGGCCCACGAGCAAGGCAUUAACGCGGUUCGGUUCAGCUGCAGCUCGGACCUGCUGGCCACCGGGGGAACGGACCGGGUCAUUAAGCUGUGGGAGGUCCAAGCAGGCUCGCUGACCCACAGAGCGACUCUGGACGGGAGCACCGAGGGGAUCACCUCCGUCCAGUUUGACCACACGGGUCAAAGGAUCCUCGCCGCCUCAUACGACAAGUCGGCCAUGUUGUGGCGGCUGGAUGACUCUGUUCCCAAGGUGACUCUGACGGGACACAGCAGGAAGGUGACGGCGGCCCGGUUCACCUGUGUCCUCCAUCAGGUGGUGACAGGAAGUGCGGACCGGACUGUCCGGCUCUGGGACCUGAACAGAGCCGCCUGUGUGCAGCAGGCGGAGAUGCCGUCGUUCUGCAGCGACGUCGUCUGCUCGGAGAACUCGGUCAUCAGCGGUCACUUGGACUGCAAGAUCAGGGUCUGGGACAGCAGAGUGGCGAGCUGCGUUCAGGAACUUCCUGCUCAGGGUAAAGUCACCUCAUUGGACCUGAGCUCCGACCACCGCCAGCUGCUCAGCUGUUGCCGUGACAACUGCCUCCAGCUGGUGGACCUGAGGUGGAGCAACAACCGCGUGUGCUUCAGAGCCGACGGCUUCAAGUGUGGCAGCGACAGCACCAAGGCUGUGAUCAGUCCUGACAGCUGUUACCUGGCGGCCGGAUCAGCUGAUGGGACCGUCUACAUCUGGAACGUCUCCACCGGAAACCUGGAGACCUGCCUCCCCGAGAGACACAACUCGUCCAUCAGCGCCGUGUCCUGGUCUCUGUCCGGAGAAUACGUCGUCAGCGUAGACAGGAGCCGGCGGGCCGUCCUCUGGAGUGACAUCUGAAAUGGCCAGUCAGAGAGGAGCCUGCAUCUCCACGGCAACCACAGAAUGCUGAAGGGAAAAUGUUUAGGAGCUGCAGGGAGACAAAGAGAAGAAAAAAACUUCACCUGGACACAGGUGCUUUAAAACCAGCAGAACCAGUUAAACCAGACCUACAUCUUUUAGGUCCUGAAACAAAGUCCUCAGAGUUCUGAUCAACGGGGUCUAGAAACAGUUUCUGAUCAACUUUGGGUUCAAAAACUCUCCAGAUUUUUACCUUCAACCUCUCAGAUUUGAUCAUUUUCAAGUUAAAAAUCUUCCCGGGAUCAUUCCGGUUUAGACCGGCUGGUUUCCUUCAGUCAGCUGUUUAACCUCCAGCUGAUCUCUGAGAUCGCCUUCCAGGUGUGGUUUAAAUCCAGGCUCGGGUCGGACUCUCCAACUCUGGAAUAAGCUGAAACCAACAAUCCCGUCAGUCCGGUUCGUGCCGUCUGUUGAUUUGUUUCACGGAUCCGUUCCUCAAGAUGUUGAUCAAACUUGUUUUAAAAUCUAAAAAUCGAUCAAAUGAUUAGAUACACGUGCACACGUCGCCUGAUUUUCAUGUGGAGUUCUAAAUUCCUCACAGAUGGUGCAUUUAGGUGCAGCUGUAAAGCUGGGACAUCUGGAUUUUACCUGGCAAUUCUUCUAGUUUUUUCAAAGUUAGAUGGAGACCAGACUUCAUGUUUGGUCUAAUAACAAAUAAUAUUAAUAUUAAAUAUUAAAAUCACAGAUCAGAGACAGAAAAAUGUCAUCUAUCCUUUCAUAACUGCAUUUCUAUUGGUUUCUAAUGACUUUACUAAAAUAAUGAUGUUUUUAUUCUCUUAGAAUGAAGCAUUUCUUUCUACUCAGUGUGGGUCCACCUUCAUGGCAGCUGCACCAUUUUUACUACGGUGUCUCUGAAUGGACAAACAAGCCUUAAAACUGAAGUAGCAGCUUUGAGAGGAGCGAGAGCUCCGUUUGGGAUCAGUUGCGCCUUAAGGCCGUUUUAUGCUGGACGCAAGAGACGGUUCUGUCCGUCUUCUGCGUCGGUUACGUGCGUAAGUUAGUCCGUUUUCAGGAAGCUUAGAUAUCCGUCGCUUGACGCAGAAGACGGAGCAAUACCACCGGAAACCACGGGGGCAGCGCUGAGCAGAACAGCUGACAUUCGACCAGGAAAAGAAAACAGAGAAGAAGAAGAGGAACAGGAACGACACAAAAAAGCAGAACGACGAAGACGACAACUGUAGAAAUUGCUGAGCUUUUGAAUAAAGACGAUAUAUAAGUGUUUAGGGCAUGUUGGGCGGUUGGAAACAUCGUCAUAGCGACGCAUUGCCGCCACUAAACAGCGUCUGAAACUGACGUCGGCUCAUGGGAGUGAACUCUGAACUCAGCACUGCCCCCUAGUGGAGGAGCUGACUUAACAACCAUGGCGACGUUUGAAAUGGAAGUGAGGGCGCAUGAAUGCGCCUUAAAAAGCACCAUAGAAGAAGACAGCACACGUGAAGUUACCUGUGGUCAGUCAUGGCUGCACGUGAGGCCACUGGAGCCACACACACAUUAAAAUAUCUUUGUCUGGAAGAAGUUAACAGCCACCGUACAUUUUCUACAUGCUAGAUGGCAGUAAUUCUACACGCUGGAUCUUUAAUAUUAAUUAUUAAAAAUGACAUUCAGGCAUCCAUUUACUUACUUUCCUCUUGAGUCAUUAAGGUAAAACAAUCCACAAUUCUUGCAACAAAAAAUGUAUUUUUUCUGGUGUUUUUGGGUUAAAUCCUUUAAGUCAACUUCAAUGCUAUUAAAAUCAAUGAAAUAUUAAAUAAUUAUUGAGAUUUUAACCCUUUAAAUGCCAGUUUGGUUACGUGGUGCUGAUAUUAUAAAAAAAAUUCAUUUUUUAGAAGCUGACAGCACCUGCAGGUGCUCCUGAUGAUUGUCUGCUGUCUUCUCCCACAGAGGCUGCAGCUGGUUUCUCUUCCUCUUGUUUUCUUCCUGUUUUCUUUCAUUUGUUUACCCGUUCAGGUUCAGCUUUAAUAAAUAAUUUAACAAUAAUCAAAUAAAAACAGCCGCAAAUAAACAUCAGUUCACGUUUCUUUUCCAUCAGCUGGAAACUUUUUACCCUGGAGGCUGGAGGUGAAAACCUGAACUCUAGACCCUGUAACGCGGUUCAGAAACCACGUUUUACUGGGUCAGAACGUCUGAAGUGGAUUUUCUGUCCAUCCAGAACCACCUCAGCUUUCUGAGCAGUUCUCAUCCAAACUGGGCUCUGGAGGACCGAUCUGGUCCCUGCUGAACCAUGUCCCAGUCCAGGUCCUCUAUGUGACCACUGAUGUAAACUGGAUCUGUGACAUCACACCGCGUGCACGUGAUGUCAUCAGGUUGUACCUGGCCACGCCCACCGAAUCCGGGUCAGACCAACUGCUUUUACAUGAAGUCACAUGAUCGACAAGCAGAACCAGGCGGAAGUUCUGAUGGUUCUGGGUCGGGCCAGUAAUGAAGUCAUUUAGAGCCAGAAUUGGUUCUGGUUUACCACGACAGAGCUAGACGGGUCCAAACCGUGGGACGGGUCCUAGCCGUGGGACGGGUCCUAGCCGUGGGACGGGUCCGAGCCGUGGGAGGGUUAGAGGAAGUCUGGGUUCUGGAUGGGAUGUUACUGAUCCAAAUUAUGAAAAAGCGGAAUAAAGGGAAUUUCUGUUGAGACCAGAACUGAAACUGGUGUGGUCAGGAUGCUCCGGUUCUGCUAGAAAUAUUGUUUCUGGUUCUGAGAAAAUACUUUUAGAUCCUGGAAAAUUCCAAGAAAUAAAAGUUUUGGGUUCCAGGUUUGUUUUGGUUUUUUUUCCAUGUCUGGGUCUGAAGAGAACCUCCUCCCGGACUGUACCGACCCGUAACUGGAACUGGAAUGGUUCUGGUUCAGAGACCACCUCUUUCUGGAUCAUCUCAGAAGGAACCAGAGAAUUAAAAUGGAAGAACCGAACAGGGUCUAGGGAGAACUUUUUUCUUCAGUCAGAACAAGACCAGAAACCGGUCUGGGUUCUGGUUCUGCAGAAGCACCUGCUGUGUGGAUGUGAAAUUAGCUCAUUUAGUAGAACUAAUGGGUUCUGUACCCUCCAGGUUCAGGUCAGAGAGUCUGGUUCUGGUUCUGUUGUAGGUUCUGACGGGUUAAAGGGAAAAUGUUUUCUUUAUUUAUUGGUGUGUUUUUAUUUGGACCUUUUCUCCAAUGAAGGGACCCGGGGCAAACAGCUGAUCCAGAUUCUGUUUUUAACCGUUUCCAUAGCAACACCAGGAAUUCUGUUGUGAUCCAAUAAACGGAAAA
This is a messenger RNA of Melanotaenia boesemani (Boeseman's rainbowfish), 5305 nucleotides long. It is a transcript of the gene atg16l2, whose product is annotated as protein Atg16l2. The record is from RefSeq and is a predicted model, not a curated record. The transcript has 18 exons. The coding region runs from base 208 to 2010 and encodes 600 amino acids. Gene Ontology annotation, cellular component: autophagosome membrane. Gene Ontology annotation, molecular function: protein binding. Gene Ontology annotation, biological process: autophagosome assembly; negative stranded viral RNA replication. Lineage: Eukaryota; Metazoa; Chordata; Actinopteri; Atheriniformes; Melanotaeniidae.